GGCUGCCUUCCUUGCAUGGGGCCUUGCAACAACUCUCAUCUGAGGCCUCCAGAGGCAGAGUCUCCUUCAAAGACCCCCAAGAGGAGGAAGAAGCGAUACCUACGGCAUGACAAGCCCCCUUACACCUACCUGGCCAUGAUCGCCUUGGUAAUUCAGGCUGCACCCUUCCGGAGGUUGAAGCUGGCCCAGAUUAUCCGUCAGGUCCAGGCAAUGUUCCCCUUCUUCAAGGACGACUAUGAGGGCUGGAAGGACUCCAUCCGCCACAACCUUUCCUCUAACCGGUGCUUCCAUAAGGUGCCCAAGGACCCUUCAAAGCCCCAGGCCAAGGGCAACUUCUGGGCGGUGGACGUGAGCCUGAUCCCAGCAGAGGCGCUGCGCCUUCAGAACACUGCCUUGUGCCGGCGAUGGCAGAACCGGGGUGCACACAGAGCUUUCGCCAAGGACCUGAGCCCCUACGUGCUCCACGGCCAGCCUUAUCGGCCACCCAGUCCCCCUCCUCAGUCCAGGGAGGGUUUCACCAUCAAGUCACUGCUAGGGGACCCUGGGAAAGAAUCAACGUGGGCCCAGCAGCCUGGGCUAGCUGGACAGAGCAGCCCAGCGCAAGCAGGCACCUGGUCUACGAGGGAAGAAGGGGUGUGCACUGUGCCCUCUAACUCCUCUGAGAAGCCUCUGUGGCCCCUCUGUUCCCUUCCAGGGCCCACAGGAGUAGAAGGGGAGAGUUCCCAAGGGGAAGUCAUCAGGCCUUCUCCCCUUUCCACAGAGCAAAGCACCUGGCCCCUCCACUUACUUCAGGGUUCCCCAGAUCCCACGGGAAUGUCCAGGAGGGGGAGCAGAGCUUCCUUGUGGGGACAGCUACCCACCUCUUAUUUGCCCAUCUACACUCCCAAUGUAGUAAUGCCCUUGGCCACACUACCUCCCACCUCUUGUCCCCAGUGCCCAUCUUCAACCAGCCCAGCCUACUGGAGCGUAGGAACUGAAUCUCAAGGGUCCCGGGACCUCCUCUGUGAUCUAGAUUCCCACUUUCAGGGAGCACCACCCAACAAGAGCAUCUAUGACGUGUGGGUCAGCCACCCUUGGGACCUGGCUGCGCCUGCCCCAGCCUGGCUCCUUUCCUGGUACAGCCUUUGAUAUUUCAGGGCAGACAGGGGCUGC
Molecule: messenger RNA, 1152 nt
Organism: Psammomys obesus (fat sand rat)
Lineage: Eukaryota; Metazoa; Chordata; Mammalia; Rodentia; Muridae
Gene: Foxh1
Product: forkhead box H1
Exons: 3
Coding region: 16-1128 (370 amino acids)
Biological process (GO): regulation of DNA-templated transcription
Molecular function (GO): sequence-specific DNA binding; DNA-binding transcription factor activity
Source: RefSeq, a predicted model, not a curated record